This is a messenger RNA of Symbiodinium natans, 1677 nucleotides long. NCBI's taxonomy places the organism in Eukaryota, Dinophyceae, Suessiales, Symbiodiniaceae. The record is from the annotation of a GenBank genome assembly.
AUGGCUGACGCCUUGGCCAGCCUUGGCCAGGGCUCUUCAAACGCCAAUGUGGCAAAAAUUGCCAUAGAGCAGCGGAAGAAAAAGGCCGAGGUUGUGGAGCCGCAGAUCAUCAGUGAGGAGCUCCUUAUCGAAGGGGUGGAGGAGCCUGUCCGCCCGGAUGGCGACGCAUGGGAGCCCAUUGACUUCCCGCAAGUGACGUCCUUGCGGCUAUCUUUCAAGAAUAUCAUCGAGAUUUCCAACCUGAACAACUUCGACUCGCUCCUGACGCUUCGACUUGACAACAACAUCAUUGACAAGAUCUCCAACCUGGGUCAUUUGAGGCAGCUGACAUGGCUCGACUUGUCUUUCAACAACAUUCGCGAAAUUGAAGGGUUGGACGAUCUGCAUGAGUUGCUGGAUCUGUCCCUGUACCACAACCAGAUUGAGGAGAUUAAAGACCGGCUGGAUGGCUGUCCAAAGCUGAACAUCUUGUCUUUGGGCCACAACAACAUGAAGGAUCUGAAGCAGAUCGACUACCUGCGCCAGUUUCAAAACUUGCGAUGCCUGUGCAUGGAGGGAAACAAGGUGUGCAACCAUGACUCCUACAACCAACACGUGCUGGCAUAUCUUCCGCACCUGAAGUACCUUGACUACAUGCUUAUUGACCGCAAGGCCGUGGCCCAGGCCCAGGAAGGUUACAACCUGGAAGAGCUCACGGAGGUCCGUGAGAAAGAGCAGGCGGAGCAGACGCGGCAGAAGGCGCAGGCGGAAAAGUCCUCCACGAUUGAGAAGCUGAAGACAGCUUUCCUGGAUUGCACGGAAGAUCUAUUCGAGGAGAUGUUUUCCAAGGAGGUUGAGCCUGAGAACGUCUUGGUCUUGCAGUGCUAUCAAGGCCUGAAGGAGGACUAUCGAGACAAGCUCUCUGAAGAGAUCAAGGGCCUCCGGGCUCGAAUGGAGGAGAAAAAUGACGUUCGCCUGAGAAAGGUUUCCGCCUUUGAGAAGGCGAUCUAUGCUUCGGAGAAGGAAAGCGAGGAUGAAGCCUUUCAGCAGAUCCGGGACUUCAAGAGCGUGAAGAAGAAGGUCUUGUCUCAGGUGGACAAAGAAGAUGGGGUGAGGGCCGAGGUUGAUGACUUGUUGAAGCACUUGCUCGAUGAACUGGGCGACUUGGAGAACCAGCUCAUGGCAAACGAGAUCGCGCUUCAAGAGAGUAUCGAAGAGGCGCUCUCCGAUUUCGAGGCGAAGAUCAUGGAUCUUGUAAAAAGCAUGCUGGACAACAGCCGGGAGUUUUUCACACGGCUGGAAGACCUUGAGAAGAGCUUCCUCACAGGACUCACCGAAGGUGCCAACAGUGAGAUCGAAGCCUUCACUCAGACACAAGAGUCUGCCAUCGCAGACACCGACCCACAGAAAGCAAAGUACCUCAACAAUCGCGAGGAGAUGAACCAGGCAUUGACGAACUUCACGGAUGCCCACACCAGCUUGAUCACCAACAAGGACGAUUACAUGACAAACCAGAUGAAUUCCUGGAACCGCACAUACUUCGAGAAUCACCGGGCCCGCCAGUACCACCGCAAUCGACAGCGGGUCAUGGACAUCCGAAAGGUGAUCGAUGAAUGCAAGUCGGAGAUCCAGGCUGCAAGUGAGGACGGCAACGAGUACGAUGAAGGUGAUGGCGGUGUGGACCCGUAUGGCCGCUGA